AUGGCUCAUCUACUGAUUCUUUGCUCAUGCGACAUUGCAACAGCUCUUGUUCUCAACAGAACCACUGCUGCCCUUCGUAAUAACGGUAUUUUCAACGGCAUUGCACACAAGAUAAAUACAACCGUUCAAAUUAAUAUUGAUAAUUCGGGUCAUCACUGUGGCAGUAAUGGCUAUUAUUGUUCCAGUCACGUUCGACGUUCUGCUCUCGUCGAGAAAGGAUCCGAUGCCGACAAUAAUGAUUAUAAUUUGACUCGCGAUAGUACUUUUAAACAGACUAAGGCUGCACUGCAAGGACUUGAUCGUUUGGAUAAGCAAAAUGGUAUAACAACUGUCAACUCUACUACUGAAACAACGACUACUUAUAACUUUCGUGCUGAUUACAAACGUAACUGUGAUGCACAGCUGUAA
Molecule: messenger RNA, 408 nt
Organism: Adineta ricciae
Lineage: Eukaryota; Metazoa; Rotifera; Eurotatoria; Adinetida; Adinetidae
Source: the annotation of a GenBank genome assembly